CUUCAUAGUGAAGUCAAACCAAACCAAACCAGUAACAUGUACAACAGUGCAUGAAUCUGCUGCCAUGAAUAACACCACAGAAGUCACCCAGGGGAUGUUGUUUCAGUCACCUGUCAAAGCUUUGUUGUCUAUGCUGCCAUGUCUUCUCUUUCUGUAUAUAAAUGGCAUCAUGCUGUUUGUCUUGCUGAGGAAGCCUCUCAUCCUGGAGUCCCCUCGUUAUAUUCUGUUUGGUCAUUUGCUCCUCACCGACACUAUGCAGCUGCUGGUGACGAUGCUGCUGUACAUUUUUGCUGUGACCAUGGUCACAAUGAUCAGCUAUGUUUGUAUUUUUGUCACUCUACUUGCAGCCAUCACUGUUAAAAUGUCACCGCUCAACCUCGCUGUGAUGUCUGUAGAGAGGUAUGUUGCGAUAUGUUUCCCAUUGAGGCACGCUGAUAUUGCCACCACCAGGAAGACGGGGGUGGCCAUUGUUGUUAUGUGGACAGUGUCCUCAUUAGACUCGUUCACCCAGCUUUUCCUGUUUAUUAGUCUCGAGAACACGAGCUUCACUGUGCCAAGGACCUGCACCAGAAACAGCAUCUUGCAGCUACCAAUUUAUUCAAUUUUAAGCAAGGUCUUCACUAUUUUGUAUUUUGUUUUAGUGAGUUUGAUUAUCAUCUUUACAUACAUUGCAACCAUGAUCACUGUGAAGUCAUCCUCUUCUAAUGUCCAUAAUGCCAGCAAGGCCCAUAAGACUGUGCUAUUGCAUCUGCUUCAGUUAUGCCUGUGUCUCACCUCCACUCUGUUUAAUAUGAUCAACUCCAGUGGCAUGUGGAACGUAGAUCCUGCUUUGGCCAUUCAUAUUCAAUAUGCCCUCUUUGUAGGUCUUAUUGUUUUCCCUAAGUGUUUGAGCCCACUCAUUUACGGCCUCAGAGAUCAGACCUUCAGACGUGCCUUUAAAUACUAUUUUACCUUUGGCCUCAAAACCACUGUUAAACCAUUUCCUAAGCCUUGAUUUCUUCCUGUGAUUUACUUUAGUAAAUGAAGAGGUUUAUGAGAAAUCUGAUCAGAUUCAAGUCAGAAUUAAAAUGUCGUUCAAAUAUUUUUUUGUUCAGAUGAUUAAACAUACUGUAUAAUGAUUUUAGGUCAUGCUACACCCUGCACUAUAGAGCAAUUAUUUUCUCACAGAGCUGUAAAUAAGCUAGUAAGUAAGCUGAGAAUUACUAAAACCACUACUGUCUCCUCAAUAUGCAUUUUUGUGGUGAAGUGCAGCAUCUUUUCAAUCACUACUCCUCAUUUUGUAUACAAAAAUAUUGAAUAGAAGUGUGUUUCAUCCUUUUGGUGAUAUUAAUGUAAAAAUAAGACAUCAACCACGUGUGUACACAGUAAUAAAUAUUUCAUAAUUCACUGUAAGAAAUUAUGACGUUGUGUUAAAUAUGUUUCAUAAAAUUCUAAUUAACUCUGUGACUUGUACAUUUUAUGCUAAUCUCUUAAAAUAUUCAUGUUUAAAAGUAAAUCACCCUUUUAAAAUGAUUAAAUCAUGUAAUUAGACAUUAAUAUGAUGAGAUGUAUAAUUAACUCAAGGAUUGUCUGUUUCAAGCUAUGUUAUCUUUUAUGUGAGAGACAACAUAUUGAUACAUAAAUCCUAAUAUAAAACUUGCAUGAUGUACUUGAUGGUUGUGUUGUUUUGUUGUAUCAGUGAUGGUAAAUUAAAAGAAAAACUGUCAUAAGUUCCUUCAAAGUUGUGUCAUUAGAGGAAAAAAUAAGCAUCUUAUAAUGAACAUUUUGUAAUAAAAAGCUCAGAAAUCUUUAA
This is a messenger RNA of Dicentrarchus labrax (European seabass), 1792 nucleotides long. RefSeq names its product odorant receptor 131-2-like. Gene Ontology annotation, biological process: G protein-coupled receptor signaling pathway. Gene Ontology annotation, cellular component: membrane. Lineage: Eukaryota; Metazoa; Chordata; Actinopteri; Moronidae. The transcript is spliced from 2 exons. The coding region runs from base 65 to 994 and encodes 309 amino acids. Gene Ontology annotation, molecular function: G protein-coupled receptor activity. The record is from RefSeq and is a predicted model, not a curated record.